This is a messenger RNA of Pistacia vera, 851 nucleotides long. RefSeq names its product 17.9 kDa class II heat shock protein-like. The transcript has a single exon. Bases 196 to 669 code for a protein of 157 amino acids. Gene Ontology annotation, biological process: response to heat; response to hydrogen peroxide; protein folding. The record is from RefSeq and is a predicted model, not a curated record. NCBI's taxonomy places the organism in Eukaryota, Viridiplantae, Streptophyta, Magnoliopsida, Sapindales, Anacardiaceae.
GCUCAUAAAUAGAAACUCUAGAAACUCCUACACAUUUCAAUCCUUCUCUCCAGAAACUUCCCCAUCCAUCCUCGUAUCCUCCUAUAAAUACAGAAACUACCUCCUCUCAUUCUAUGAAAAAGCAAUUGAUAAGUAUCACUUUCGCUGAAACAAUUUUUAAUAUCACCAAAUAAUAAGAACACUCGUUUCAUCGAUAUGGAUUUGAGGAUCAUGGGUUUGGACUCUCCCCUCUUCUCGACACUCCAGCACAUGAUGGACGUAGCCGAACACGAUUCCGACAAGUCGUUCAACGCUCCAACACGCACAUACGUGAGAGACGCCAAGGCAAUGGCGGCAACGCCUGCCGACGUGAAGGAGUACCCCAACUCGUACGUCUUCAUAAUCGACAUGCCUGGGUUGAAGUCGGGGGACAUUAAGGUGCAGGUGGAGGACGACAAUGUGCUGCUGAUAAGCGGAGAGAGGAAGCGGGAUGAAGAGAAAGAAGGGGCUAAAUAUGUGAGGAUGGAAAGGAGAGUCGGCAAGUUUAUGAGGAAGUUCGUGCUGCCUGAGAAUGCGAAUACUAAUGCCAUUUCGGCAAUUUGUCAGGAUGGAGUUUUGACUGUUACUGUGGAGAAGAUGCCGCCUCCCGAGCCGAAGAAGCCGAAGACCAUUGAAGUUAAGAUUGCUUGAAGCGUUUGCAGAGGGUGUGUUUUCACUUUUCUUGUCUAUUAAAUAUAAUAAAUGUGUUUAGGAAAUGGUUUUGGUUUUGUUUCUCGCUGUGUAUGGGUUCUGUUUUGGGAUCUGGUGACGGGUUUCUAAUGGUUUUGUGUAAUAAAUGUGUUUACUGUUUAGGAAAUGGUUUUGGUUUUGUU